AUGGGUGCCUGGUUGUUCCCGUUCGCUCAACUCCGUGGCUGGACCUGGGAAUCUUCGACUUGGCAGAGCCUCUACUCUUGCUACAGCUUCAGCACUACCGGAAUGACCGCAGCUGACAUUCAAUCGCAAACCGAACAGUGCACCCAACUGACUGCCUACUAUUGCGAGAACCCACAACAGAUCCCGGCCGAACCCGUCGAGCUUUCAACUAACGUUGGAGUCACCCAGUUUUACGAGAUCAUCGGAUACAUCUUCUCCUCCUAUGAGUACCGCGCUAGCUUCGCUGCCUCCUUCUACUACUACAUCAGCUCCUGCUCCAGCGGACCUGUCGAGCUUCAAUGGCUCCAGAUUAUCAAGGGGGCAUGUGAAGUCCAAGACGGCGACUCGACCGAAUGCACCGAUUCCGGCUUUGAAGUCGACAGCUAUUCGAUCGAUGCCUGCGUUGAGCUCGUCGAGCAAUUGAUCGCCGAAGCCAAUGUCGAAAUCCUCCAGUUCAUCGGAUACUACAUCGAAGUUGUCCUCGGAGGGACCGUCGCCACUGAGACCAAGACCUUCUCUGGCACCGUGGAACAAUACAGCUACAUGUUCACCACCAUUGCUGACUCGUGCGGAAUGUCGGGAGCUGCCUGGCCGGAAUGGCUUGAGUUCCAAAGCGAAUGGGAGGCCUACUGCAGUGGAAUGGUAGACAUCGAAUGGAGUGUCUGCAUCACCUGGGUCCAACGCUUCUUCCAAUGUUGCUGCGACUUCCAACCCGGACCAACUGCCAUUCCCUCGGAAGAAUCGAGCACUGACUUCCCCUCCGAAGAGCCCAGCACUGACCUCCCCUCUGAGGAGCCAAGCACUGACUACGCGACCGAUUACACCGACUACACCGAUUUCACCGAUGUCCCAUCCAGCAUUUCUCCCACGACCUCGUCUUGUGGAGAGCUCAGCGCGGAGGAUCAAUGCAAAUACAUCAUCCAAUACUUCUACUUUGUCGCCCAGCUGUAUGUGAAUGUCGAGUGGCGCGCACAGCUCAAUGGAUACUGCGAAGUCUUCAAGCAAGAAAACCCCGACUGCACUGGACCCGAAAAGGCUGCCGCCUUCGUCGAGCAAACCAGCCGAUGCCGUGGAGGAGGAAGCGGCGAAAGUGGCGAGAGCGCAACCACUAGCGCAGCUUCGACCGAUGCUGUCACUGAUGCCGUCACUGAUGCCGCAACCGAUGCGGUUACCGAUUCCAGUGUUGCACCAUCAGGAAGCACCGCAGAAUGCUCGUGGGAGCUCUUCGUCGACUUCAGCAUUGAAAUCUGGCUCAACGGAAACUGGGAGCUUCUUCUCCAAGGAGCCAAUACGAUGUGCGAGACUGAUGAUGGCAGCCAAGAAGGCGAUGUUGCCCCCACAGAUCUGUCCGCUGAUUGCGAUGAGCUUGAUGGCCCCACCGGUAUCUUCUUCUUCUUUGAAAUCCUCGCCAUCGAAUGCGGCUUCUACGAGACAGCGUGGUACUCUGAAUGGAUCCUCCAGUUCGAGGCUCUCUGGUACCAGCUGGAUUGGGACUGCGGAUGCUGGGGUGAUUUCGAGUGGACCUGGGACAUUGAAUGGAUCGCUCUCAUCGAGGAGUUCCUGGGCUACAUGACUUGCGGAUGCACGCCCACCGAGCCACCGGCGCCAACCUUUGCGACUUCCGGAUGCUACCAAAUCUACGAAUUCAUCGCGUGGUUCUGCUCUGACGACGCCCGCUGUGAUCUGUUCGAAUCUUUCAUGACCUGGUACUUCGAUCUUUGCGGCUACACUCAAUGGGAGCUGCUGACGGAGGAGGAAGCCUAUGAUGCUAUCUACAUCUGCCUUGAGUACAUGAUCUACGUUGUUGAGAACCCCGACUGCACACCGAAGCCCGCGCCUGUCAAUAAUCCUUCCCUGAGCAUCACCUGGGAUACCUGUGUCUACACGAUGAUGUACUGGGGCAGCUUCGAGGGCAGCGCCAAGUUCAUUACGAUGAUCAAUGAGGUCGGAAACGAGUGCGCUGGACUCGACUCAAACGAAUCUUCUGACUCUGGAGAAGCUGGCACUGAACCAUCUGAGCCAGGAGCGGAUUACUGCGUCUUCAUCUGCCAAUACAUGGCCGUUACCUACGGAUGUUGGGAUGAUGCCGAGUUCCAAACCUACUGGGUUCAAUUCACCGCCGGCGUCGCCGUUGCCAAGCAGCAGUCAACCCCUGCCGACUGCUGGGCACAACUGCAGAUGCUCAUUGACUACAUUAUUCAAAUCAUCUGUGGUUGGGAUGUCUCCGGUGUCACUGGAGCUACAGGAGCCACCGAUUCGAUUGGCUCAACAGCAGCCGCUGCUGCCUCCACCGUCGCC
Mesorhabditis spiculigera is the source of this 2337-nucleotide messenger RNA. The record is from the annotation of a GenBank genome assembly. Lineage: Eukaryota; Metazoa; Nematoda; Chromadorea; Rhabditida; Rhabditidae.